AGUGCUAGUCAACGCGGGUAGUUUGUCGGUCCACGUUUUUUGGCGCGGUCAGAUCUUAGGAAUAAUGGUGAAGUACUCGUGGGAACCUAAAGAUGAAGAUGAAGGUAAAACAUGCAAAGCACGCAUCCCAUAUCUACGGACUCAUUUCAAAAACAUGCACGAAUGUGCUUGUGCGGUAAAGGGGAUGACUCUCCAGCGAGCCCAGACUUACUUAAAAAAUGUCAUCGAAAAGAAGGAAAUCAUUCCUUUCCGCCGAUUUAACGGCGGCGUCGGUCGUCAUGCUCAAGCCAAAGUCUGGAAGACCACUCAGGGUAGAUGGCCCAAAAAGUCUGCCCAAAUGUUGCUUCAGCUUCUGCAUAAUGCUUUCAGCAAUGGUGUAUACAAGGAUAUUAAAGGCGGAGAAGCUAGCCGUUUGUAUAUAAAACACAUUCAGGUUAACCAAGCUCCUAAAAUGCGACGCCGUACUUACCGUGCUCAUGGUCGAAUUAAUCCUUACAUGUGUUCACCAUGCCAUGUAGAGGUCAUACUUGCCACAAAAGAUGAUAUUGUUCCUAAAGUCCCUGCAGCUGCCCCACAGCUAUUAAAGAAGAAGGAGUCCAAGAAGAAGAUGAAGAGACAACUGAUGAAAGAAAAUGCUGGUUUCUAAUUUUCUUAAUAUACAUGACUGGAUAAUUCAA
Schistosoma turkestanicum is the source of this 677-nucleotide messenger RNA. Lineage: Eukaryota; Metazoa; Platyhelminthes; Trematoda; Strigeidida; Schistosomatidae. The record is from the annotation of a GenBank genome assembly.